Pseudogymnoascus verrucosus is the source of this 414-nucleotide messenger RNA. RefSeq lists its product as uncharacterized. Gene Ontology annotation, biological process: SRP-dependent cotranslational protein targeting to membrane. Lineage: Eukaryota; Fungi; Ascomycota; Leotiomycetes; Thelebolales; Thelebolaceae. Gene Ontology annotation, cellular component: signal recognition particle, endoplasmic reticulum targeting. The record is from RefSeq and is a predicted model, not a curated record. Bases 1 to 414 code for a protein of 137 amino acids. The transcript is spliced from 2 exons.
AUGCCGUACCUCCCCACAGCCCAAGAGUGGCUCACUCAAUCCGCCCUCCUCCUCCAGGCGCGUCCCACAACCUCCCGCAUAACGACAAAAUACACUGUCAAACCCUCCACGCGCCGCGCAACGGCUGAAACCGCCGCCCCUGCUCCAGUUGCUUUCCUGACGCUCAAAACCUACGACCCGGCUUCAGGCACAACCCUCAAAUACCGCACCGACAAAGCCGCAGAGGUCGGACGUCUCGUGCUCUCCUUGUCCCGGCUCGGGCGCGAGAUGGCUGGCCUGCCGGAGCUGAAGGAGGAAGAUGUUAAGAUGGAGGAGGCCGGGGAUGCGGUCACUGGAGCAGCGGCGCCAGUGCCGGAGAAGGCUGGGGCGCAGCCGGGUGGAGCCAAGAAGGGAAAGAAGAAGGGGAGAAAGUGA